Messenger RNA from Biomphalaria glabrata, 1621 nucleotides. RefSeq names its product A disintegrin and metalloproteinase with thrombospondin motifs 10-like. Gene Ontology annotation, molecular function: metalloendopeptidase activity. Lineage: Eukaryota; Metazoa; Mollusca; Gastropoda; Planorbidae. Bases 122 to 1621 code for a protein of 499 amino acids. Gene Ontology annotation, biological process: proteolysis. The transcript is spliced from 11 exons. The record is from RefSeq and is a predicted model, not a curated record.
ACUCGGUCUAAGAAUCCAGAAGCGGAACCAUUGGCCUAAUUAAUGGAAACGAAAUGCAUACAAAUUUUCAGUGGUUACAUAUUUAGAACUAUAUUGACCUAGGAUAUAGUAAGCCUCGAUUAUGUUACACUUCCUUGUAAGAUUUAUGUAUCCGAGCGUUCAACAAUUAAAAUAUACCUGGAGAAUGAAGUACAGAGCUACGAUAGGUUACUAUCAGAGUACUUUCAUUCUUUUUAGUCUAAUAAUUAGGACAAUAUCUGUUAAAGUUGAUUUAGAUAUAAGUUCCGAUGACGUGAAAGGGAUGCCCAGUGUUAUCAACGUGACACUAACUUCUGACACCAAUAUGUCAACUGUGUUAUUAAAACUGAGUCGUGUUGAGCAUAUCAACAGUAAUUUACCAAUAUACACCAUCGAGGAUGAUCAAAUUACUAAACAACAAGUCCAGGAAGACGAGUUUGUUGCUUUUUACCAAGACACAAACCAUCAGGCUGUCAUUCAUGUCGUUCGACAAAAUGUUACAGAUGCUCCGGACGAUUUUAUUAUAAAGAGAGGAGAGUAUGUCGACCAGAACAUCAGAUACACCAUUGAACCGAAUAGCAGGAAGAAAAGGGAGGCUAACCAGUUCGACAAUGUAAACGAAAACUAUGAAGUAAAACGGGCUUUAACUCCCUUGGCAUCAUUAUCCGACUACGCAUUGCCUCCACCUGGUGUCCAUGCUAGAGAAGUCCGGUACAUCAGUAAGAAAUCUCAAUACGGCAGAAAGAUAGAUCGAAGAAGACGUCAGUCAGUCUCCACCUACUACAUUGACAUAACAGCCUUUCUGGAGUUCAGCAAUUAUAAACUAUUUCUGGAUCAGGCUUCCAAAGAUCAAGUAACGGCGCUGAAGAAAGUGCAAGAAUAUUACGCUUUUAUUUUCACUGGGAUGGACCUUGUAUAUCAAAACUUUGACGCCAACAAUAUUCGUUUGAGAAUCAAACUAACCAAAAUUAUUAUUUUUAAGACUACUGCGUCAUUCCAGUUGACCUUUCAGUCCAAUAAUAUCAGCAGAGUUGACACUGAUAAAGUCUUAUCAAGUUUUACGACAUUCCUAACGUCCACUUCUGGGAGAGAUUUAAGUUUCCCAUACGAUCACGCCAUGCUGUUUGUUGGGAAUGAUCUAUGGAGCAAUAAUACGGAUAUACUAGGAUUAGCUUGGCUGGAUACAUUAUGUCUAACUGAUGGUUACAGCUCGUCGGUCAUAGAAGAUUACGGAUAUUACACAUCUUACUUAACAGCGGCACAUGAGCUAGGACACAGUUUGUCAGCCAGACAUGACGGUGAUAAAAACGCUUGCUCCUACUCAGACCAAUUCCUGAUGGCUUCGUCCUCGUCUGAAACUAAUAAGACCACCAAGAGAAAUCCCUGGUUGUUUUCCAUGUGUAGCAAGAGCUACAUCACUUCUUGUAUCACUCAACUGUUAGACAGUCCGUCUGGACAAACAUGUUUAUCUAACACACUAUCUGCAGUUGGGGACAUCCCAGAUGUCAGCAGCCGUCUGCUUGGUCAGGAGAUUCCAGCAAACAAACAAUGCCAGAUGAGAUUUGGGAGUAGGUCCUAUGAUUGCCAGGUGAAGUACACAUGA